Sitodiplosis mosellana (orange wheat blossom midge) is the source of this 4219-nucleotide messenger RNA. Its product is annotated as kelch domain-containing protein 3. Bases 1587 to 2723 code for a protein of 378 amino acids. Gene Ontology annotation, cellular component: cytoplasm. The transcript is spliced from 4 exons. Lineage: Eukaryota; Metazoa; Arthropoda; Insecta; Diptera; Cecidomyiidae. The record is from RefSeq and is a predicted model, not a curated record. Gene Ontology annotation, molecular function: chromatin binding; protein binding.
GCUGUCAACUGAAAUCAUAUUGGGAAUCAGUGGCUGUCAACACACAUUAACAUAGUCUGAACUUUGUUUUGAUGGUGUGCCAUUUCUAUUGAAGACGAACAAAAAAAAACUAUAGCAAUAGCACUGCGUAAAUAUUGUUCCAAUAAAAAAUAAAUACCCAAAAGCUGUAAAACAGGCAUCUGAAUCGACAACUCGAUAACACAUUAUUGUCGAAUCAACGGUACGGACCAGACGUGCAAAAUUAUGACAAUCACUAUUUUCUUAAUAUUUGUCAAGUGAACAUUUAGAACAUUGUGUAACAAUUAAAAGUUCGAUUUCGGUUUCCAAUCCGUCCAAUUUGAAUCGGAUAUUCUUUGUUCGGAUGGGUGGCCAAAAUGCAAUUUUCUAACAUCAAUGCGAUAUUUGAGCAGUGUCAAUUUGAGCAAAAAUUCUUUUGAACAUUGUAAACAAUUGCAUACGAUAUAAACAUCCGGUGAAUAAAUAAUCAAAAGUAAUAAAAUGUUGUGAAUGCAGCGAAGCGAUGUAAAAAAAAGCGAGCGAGAAUAUAGUUACAUUGAUCCAGCGUUGGGGGCGCAUACAAAGUAGAAACACUAUCAUAAAUUAUACCAUUUCGGUUUCAAGCAACGACUUAUUUUAUCGUUGAUGCCCAGUUUCGCAUUGGUGUCACACUAAAAUCUAAAUAUAAAUACCAGUCGAUCGAGAAAGAGUGCAAGAGAAAAAAAAGAAACAUUUUUCGUUGAUCACAACAGACACAAAAAAAGUAGCUUUUUGUUUGAAUUGCUUUUUAAGUGAGUUAAUUCCGUACGAUAUAAAUCAUACGCUGUGUGGUGGUGAUAUAACAAAUUGAUCCAUUAAGUAGUCUUCGAGACGAGUGGUGUCGAAUGUGAAUAAGUACCAAACAGAUCGAAUGCAUAAUUAAGUUUUAUUCAUAAAUGUCACGAAUGAACCGAUGCUUGUUGUCGAAGUCAUGAACAGAGGGAAAAAAUACUGUACUGACACCAAUUAACACCUGUACACCAAAUGUAUCUAACGAACGCAACAUUGAAUGUACUGCGUCAGUGCUGAAGUUAUUAGACGGCAAAUGUGAAUAUUUUAGGGAAGUGAAUUGAAUACGUUGUUGUGUAUUUGCUGUCAAGUCAUCUGGAAUGGGAAAUUCUUAGAACAAUUGUGUCAGCGUCUAUUUUAAGCGCGAUACGCGACAACACGAACGGAGCAUUUCACGUUAAACGACGUUUAUGUCAGACUACACUUAAUUUAUAUUCAUAUUUUUAGUAAACUUGUUGGCCGGAUUUAUGUGCGGUAUUUGAAUACAAGCAACAAAAAGCAAAAUAACUAAAUUAUCAUUCUAUCUUGACAAACGGGAAUUACAACUGUAAUAAAAUAGCAUCGAAAAGAAAAACAACAUUAGUAUAUUGAGUGUGAUGAUAUUUUUGAAAAUGAUAAGAAAUUAAGUGACAAUGUUUACGGUUUAAGCAAAGAGACGAUACUCGAGUGUUGAUUAAAAAUUAUUUAUCAAAACCAAUUCUUCCGAAAAACAAAAACAGAAAACCAAAUUCACACAGACGAGUGCAAAAUAAUUCCAAACAAUGUAUUGGCUGGCACAUAUCGAAGGUGGACCACGUAGGGUCAAUCAUACGGCCGUUGCGAUUGGCGAUUUUAUUUAUAGCUUCGGUGGUUAUUGUAGCAAUGAAGACUACCGUUUGCUCAACACAAUCGAUGUGCAUAUUUUGAAUACACAAAAUUUACGAUGGUCACAGGUGCCGUCGAGGAAAAAUGAACAAUAUCCAGAAGUACCAUUCCAACGUUAUGGACACACAUCGGUUGCAUACGAACACAAAGUGUACAUGUGGGGCGGUCGAAAUGAUGAAACUGGUUGCAACAUCCUAUUUUGCUUUGACACACAAACAUUGCGAUGGUCUAAGCCAGAGGUAACGGGCGACAUCCCAGGUGUUAGGGAUGGUCAUAGUGCUUGCAUCAUUGAUCAUUAUAUGUAUAUUUUCGGAGGCUUUGAAGAGGAAAUCAAUCAAUUUUCAUGCGAUGUUCACAAAUUGAACUUGAAAACGAUGCACUGGUCAUACAUACGAACAAGUGGACAACCGCCGAGCUAUCGUGAUUUUCACACCGCUACCAUUUUGAACAAUCGAAUGUACAUUUUUGGUGGUCGCGGUGACACCCACAGUCCAUAUCAUUCGCAAGAAGAAAUCUAUUGCUCACAAAUCGUUUACUUAGACCUCAGGACGUGUGAAUGGAAACAUCCAAACACAACCGGUACAAUUCCCCUCGGUCGACGUAGCCAUUCAGCAUUUGUGUACAAUAAUUUGUUGUACAUCUUUGGCGGAUACAACGGCAUCAACGAUCAGCAUUUCAAUGAUAUGUACUGCUUUGAUCCGGAUAAGAAUCGUUGGAGUUCGAUGAAAAGCAGAGGAAUCGUUCCCAAACCACGUCGUCGACAGGUGUGUCUAGUCAUUGACAAGCGAUUGUAUCUCUUUGGAGGCACCAGUCCAUCCGAAAGUCCGACAAUGCGCGGAGGUCAUGGGCAGAAAUUACUUGAUUACAGCGAUACACAUGUGCUGGACUUCGAACCAAACCUCAAGACUUUGUGUCUUAUGUCAGUCAUCGAAAGCAAUUUAGAUCAAACGUAUCUGCCGCAAGACAUCAGAUGGGAGAUCCGGACAAUGACAACAGCCAAUAACAUCAGUCGGCCGCUAAACAACACCGGAUAAGUAGCAUUCAGAAUCCAUACGAUCAUCGUCAUUAGAUACAAAUCACCACAAAGGAUAUAAAAACAUUGGGCCAGGCCUAGUAGAAUAAAGAUUUCGUUACCAAGAACAAUGACAUCUGAAACAAAAUGAUCUUGACUUUAUUGUAGAGCAACUCUGUCACAAUAAUAAGUGAAUUUACUCGAAUUUAACCUUUUGCAUUCAAACAUUUCAUUUUCACUGCAAAAAAACAAAUUGCUGAAACAAUGGAUUUCCAAAGGAAUUGCUAUAUAAAUAUUAAUAGUUACAAAGAGAAUACGAUUUGUUAUUAUACAGAAGCAUUUUCUAUCAAGCUAAACACAGCGACAGUUAUGACAUCUAUUUCAAAAGUGGCAUCAUUACUUUUUGAACACGAGUGCGCCAUAGAAUAUCAGUUACCACGGUACACAUUAUUAUAUAAUUGUCAUUCAAUCACCGCAGCUAUUGGAGAAAAAAUUAAUCACAUGAAAUAUUCUGUGUCUAGUUCAAUAUCGAUAUGAUUAGAAACGAUUCAUUUAUAUGCUUUCUCUUUUGAUCUUUUAAAAUAUUGUGAUCAUAAAUUUGAAGAGCAAUAUUCAAGAGAUGAACCACCAAAAAAAUCAAGCGUUGAAUGUCGAUAUCAUCGAAGUGUGGAGAACGAAAUAUAUGUGACUCUUUGAAUAACAACCACAAAAAGAAAUCGUUGUUUAUUGCCAACACGAUUUCCAGUGCAUAAUUUUUUCUUCACCUCUUGAUAGCACACAAUUGUAGUUUACAUAUGAUAGGACGUAGCUUGACGUUCGUGGAAAUAACAUAAAUUUUUUAUCAUUAUAUCCUAGGGGAAUAUCACGCUUAAAUUAUUUCAAAUAUUUCAAGAAAAUUCAAUUUAUCUCUAAGAAUCUGUCGUAUGAAAUAUGGUGGAUAUUUGUGAAUACGGCGGACAAUUGUGGAUUUUUGUGAUUAUGAAUGAUAUUUAAAUGUAUUUUUCCGGAUUUAAUGCAAAAAAUCUCAAAUAUCUCCAAAAUCCACAAAAAUCUGAUUUAUUUAUUCGAAAUAUUCGAAAAUAUGUCAUACAAUUGAUGUUUAUUUCAAAUAUCUCAAAUAUCUCACAAGAUUCAGGAGCGUGAUAUUCCCCUAGAUUAUAUCAUUAUUAUUGAUUCAAUAAUAAACUCAAUGAGCAUUUGAUUUAAGAGCCCCAGCAAUAUAAUACGUGUGAGUUUACUCAUCAAUUAUAAUUAAGUUGUAUUUUAAUAAAAAGAAGCAGAAAAAAACAACAUAAAUGCCCCCGCAUACAUUGAUGUGAACUUGAAAACUACGUUACAACCUACUAUAAAACCAUAUUAAUCAAAUUUAACGGAAAACAAAAAGAAGAAGAAAUAUAUAAUCUGUGUUAGACUAAAAUGGCCAGACGGUAAUUGUUACAACAGAAAAACAUUUAUUAUAUAAAAAUGUUUAUUUUUGUAAAAUAUCUGAAAAUAAAUUAACAAAAUAUGUAUACACUA